Molecule: messenger RNA, 1619 nt
Organism: Cyprinodon variegatus (sheepshead minnow)
Lineage: Eukaryota; Metazoa; Chordata; Actinopteri; Cyprinodontiformes; Cyprinodontidae
Gene: angptl7
Product: angiopoietin-related protein 7-like
Exons: 5
Coding region: 193-1212 (339 amino acids)
Source: RefSeq, a predicted model, not a curated record
GCAGAGGAGGACUUCACUGAGGAAACAGGGCAGAGCUGGAGAGAGCAUCUGGUCAACAGGAGGACCCCAACUCAACACUUCUGUUUGCUAAACCUUUGUUACCUAGAUACUACUUUCUUAGAAAGAGGAGCAGAAGGUCUUUAACACAGAACCUUUUUAAGAAGAUCAGAAUCUACAAUCUGAUAUCCAAACAUGGCUAAAAUCUCUUUUAGCAUCAUAGCUUUAGGUAUUUCUCUGCUCCUCUUAGAAACGGGGGCUCAGAACCCAAAGAAGAGACUGGCUACUUCAAAGCCUCCAAAAGGUCAAUGCUGCGACGAAGUGCGCUCUCUGAAGGUGCAGGUGGCCAAUCUGACCAGCCUGCUGGCGGAGCUGAGUCAAAAGCAGAAGACAGACAUGAAGAACGUGUUUAGGCAGAUCCUGGAGCUGGACAAGCAGGACCAGCAGCUGGAAGGCCGGGUGACCGAGGCAGAGAGCAAGUACUCGGAGAUCAACAACCGCGUGGAGAUCAUGCAGCUGCAGACUCUGCAGUCUGCAACCCAGACUUCAUCAGAUGCCAUAUAUGACUGUGCCUCGCUCUAUGGGAAAAGCUACCGGAUCUCUGGCGAGUACAAGCUGCCUAAAGAUGAGUUUCUGGGAGCACCUGAGCUCAGCGUCUACUGUGAUAUGGAGACAAACGGCGGGGGCUGGACUCUGAUUCAGCGACGCAAAAUUGGCCUGACCUCCUUCAGCCGUGACUGGAAGCAGUACAAGAACGGAUUUGGAUCCAUCCGAGGAGACUUCUGGCUUGGCAACGACCACAUCUAUCGCCUAACGAGACAGCCCAGCACUCUCCGGAUCGAGCUGGAGGACUGGGAGGGACAGACACGCUACGCUGAGUACGGCUUUUUCACUGUCGGCAACGAACUAAACAGCUACAAGCUCCUCAUUGCCAACUACAGUGGGAACGCUGGUGACUCCUUACGCUACCACAACAACACCAACUUCAGCACCAUGAACAGGGACAACGACAAAUGUGUGGACGACUGUGCCGCCCUGCGCAAAGGUGGUUACUGGUACAACUGCUGCACCGACUCCAAUCUGAACGGCGUUUUUCACCGCUACGGCGCACACACCAGGAGCGCGGAGGGGAUCACCUGGUACGCCUGGCACGGCCCCAACUAUUCUCUAAAGAGAGUGGAGAUGAAGGUCCGGCCCGUUGGUUUUCAACCCUGAACGCCUCAUCCGGAUAAAAUCACAGAUCUCUGUAAUACCUGUAGGACCAACCCGAGGGCAAAACCAGUUAAAUGACCAUUUGUGAUGGUCUGUUUAGGAAGAAUGUGUCAAUGUCGCGUGCAAUUGUAAAUUGUAGGCAUUUUUUUUUACAUUUAUUAUUAACAUUUUGGCUUUUUUUAAGUGUUAAUAUACUAUUCUAAACCACUGUCCCAUAUGGGCUACUGGACUUUAAUCAUUUCUAUCAUUUCCUUGAAAGCACUAGUUUGUGUUUUAGUUUAUUCUGGUUUCAGUGGAGGCCUCGGCGAGCUGUAGGACAUAUUUAAAGAUUUAAGUAUCAUUGUUGUGAAUAGCUGGUGGGCUUACGACAGACCAGGAAAAGCCCAUCCUAUACGUUUUUUUCUUUGAUA